This is a messenger RNA of Dreissena polymorpha, 3272 nucleotides long. RefSeq lists its product as uncharacterized. Lineage: Eukaryota; Metazoa; Mollusca; Bivalvia; Myida; Dreissenidae. The record is from RefSeq and is a predicted model, not a curated record. The transcript is spliced from 5 exons. The coding region runs from base 313 to 1278 and encodes 321 amino acids.
GCAAUUAAGGCAUAACCUAAGUUUAAUAUGAGGUGCGAUGGUUCUACUCCUUCUUAGUAUUUUUCUUUGUCUUCUUCGUCUAUAAAAACAUAUAAAUACGAAUGAUGAAAUAUUAUAUAAUCCGUACUGUGACAGAACUUUGGAAUCCCCGAGGCUUCUUUCAAUGACUUCUAUGAUUUUAAAGAAAUUCCAGUGACACAUCCACUAUUCAAGUACACUCACGUACAUAAUGAGCAUACAGUGAAGAAACUACAACAGAACAGACUCAUCUAUUCAGCGACCGAACGAAUAUUACUGAGAUCACAACCAAAUAUGGAGGCCAAAUUGGUCGCAGUUGGUGCGUUUUUGACAUGCGUAGUGGGGACAGUCGGGCGACCUUGUGCCGCCAACCUGAGAGAGUACGUGUACGUCCGGUAUGGUCAAUAUCAAGAGCUGCAGUGUUGUGAUCUCGACAAUGCCGAACUAUUAGACACCCUCUGGUAUAAAUAUGACGAAGAAUCUCAGUCAUGGGAACUUCUAGAGCCGGAGAGAUCCGACAUUCUAUUUUUGGAACGUAAUUCCACUAUUGCAUUCAAGCAUGUGGAUUUUUCCGACACCGGGCGAUUAAAAUGCACGCGCACUGCCGGAAAUUCAGUCCAACCAGACGACUCCGGGACAGAGUUCGAUAUUAAAGUCGUCGCAUGUGACCAGCUAGCGCGUGGUCCGUUCCCAAUAGCGCCAUUGCCCUGCGGUGUGACGUCAGCAAAAGUGGGUGAUCAUGUGACGAUCCCGUGCACCGGAUAUUUCGGUUGCGAUCAAGAUGACGUCAGAAUCGUGACAUGGUUCAUGAAAGCCAAGGCGAGCGACAACAGCUCGUGGGAACAAGUUUCUGCGGCAGACGACAGAAUCACGCAAACACAGAUCGAUAGUCACGACGGCGUAUUGGCGUCAAAUUUGACCGUCUCCAACGUCGAAGCUCUGGACACAGAGCUUGAGUUUAUGUGCAUCCUCUACUCUACACAGUACAUCGAGUGUCAGUCGAAAGUGUUCACGUCACUCGACGUCGUGAAGGAUUGCGCGACAGUGAUGUGCGGUUCAAUUCCGCUUCCGGUGAUACUCAUACCUGCUGCAGCAGCGUUAGUCGUCGCAGUGACGGUGACAUUUCUAACAAUAUGUUUGUGUCGACUAAAAGCGAGGAGGAAGUUAAAAUAUUCGUCAGACGGAAACGUUCUUGACGCCACACGGUUUAUUUAUAAACAGCACGCUACCAGCGACGCAGUGAAGCCGAGUCUUGUAUGACCACAGUAUUUCUCCUAUGGUGUAUCGAAGAUCUUUUUAGUAAAUCUUAAGUGAUUUUGCAGUUUAAAACAUAGUCGCUUAAUAUGAUCAGUAUGUUAUCGAUAUAAAAGGGUUUGUGAAAAUUGACAUCGAACUAAGAAAUCUGGGCUCAAUGCAUGUGAAGAUGGUGUCGUCCCAAAUAAUCUAAUGCAGUCCGCACAGGCUAAUCAGGGACGACACUUUCCGCCGUUAUAGAAUUUUUCGUUUCAAGGAAGUAUUUUAUAGUCGAAAAUCCACUUGUCGUCACUGGUUAGUUCGUGCAGACUGCACAGGCAAAUCUGAAACGAAUCUUUCAUUUCACGCGCAUCUAACCCAUAUUUUCCAGAUCGCCGCUGAAUUAAAAAACAAUACUUAUACAAUUUCGUCAUUGCAGUUGUAAUAUAUAUUGGUACUUCGGACGUGUGCUGCUCUGAAAAUAUGGUAUUGUGAAUUUAACCUACGAUACUCAACAUUAUCAUUUGUACGGUAUUGACGUUCGCAUAAAAUAUUUAUUAAAAUUACAUAAAUAUUCAAUAGACAGGCGUUACAACCUAGCACUGGACUGGUCACUGUUCAAUUACGUUUUAAGCAUGCGUCCAUGGCAACUUAAAAAAGUGCAUAUAUAUAACGGAUUGUUUUAUUAAUUUUAUGCUUUAAGCGACUGACUAAAUUUAGAAUCUCGAUAACGUAAUAUAUCAAUCACACAUUGAUAUCAAUCAAAGCCAUAUCAGAAAAACGUCUCCUUUUACUUGAAUGUGUCAUUUGUUGUAUGAGCCUUGUUCUGGAAAAAAAAAACCGACUAAAUGUAUGUGCGAAAAGUGUCGACCAAGGUUAUACUGUGCAGUCCGCACAGGCUUAUCUGUGACGACACUUUCCGUCUACACUGGAUUUUCGUUAAGAAACCUCGUUUUAACGAAACAAUCCAUAAACGCGAAAAGUGUCGUUCCUGAUUACUCACAGACUAACCUGAGAAGAAACUGUACGCACAUGCAUUAAGUGUUUCAAGAACACGACCCAUAUAAUGAUAUAUUGAAACAGAUGUAUACAUUCUGAAUUUUGCCUUAAAUCGUUUCUGCAUUGAUUGUUAAAAUUGUUAAUAUAUGGUUAUACACAUUAUACCUAUGUUGAUAUACAUUUGUAAUUAUAUUACAUAUAAAUGAAUUUGUUCCAUGUUAUGUCGUAAGUUUAUUUGAAAAUAUGUAUACAUGUUCGUGCAUUUUAUGAUUAAUAUUUUACACAAUAAAUAUAGCAAAGUAUCUUAAAUUAUGAAUUGGUAUAAUUGUAUUAUGUAUUAAUGAGUGUUUAUACGGACACACGUGUUAGCUUAUUAUUUUACUCCCUAAACUUCUUUUUGAACACUUACAACAUUCCAAAAGCCUGCCUGAAAAAUAUUGUUUAAAAAGUCAUAUAGUUCAGAAUAAUAAUGUUUUUAUUUGUUCUCUUUAAAUUAUACAGCAUCUUUUAAGCUGUGAUUUCUCUUAAGGAUAUAAUACAGCUUUUUACUUGAAUGUUCUAUGUUAUUUCUGAAGCUGCUAUCUUAUGUUUUAGCUUGCUUUAUAUAUGUUCCUAUAUGUACUGGGGUGUCUUGUUUAUGUUAAAUGUGUUUUAUGUUCCUCGGGUUUCCUAUUUUAACUACUUUUCAUUUUUAAUGUUUGUCCUUUCAUGAUUGUAUGCUUUGUACAAUAUUUAUUUAUUCAUUACUAAGCUCAAUAGAACUUAAUUUGUCUGAUAUUUAAAUACAUGUAAACGCUAGUCUUUUAAAGUAAUAUUAAGUUACCUCUAGUCUUUUAAAGCAAUACUUUAUUCAUACUCAUAUUCGCUGUUGUUCUCAACUACAUGAUUGUUAUAAUUAUGUUUCAUUGUAUGUGCUAUAUAUCAUGCUGUUAUCAUGCAAUGUAAUGUGUAAGUCGGCUUUAAAAGCUCUACAAAGCUUGUGUUGUGUCAUGCUUGAAAUACCCGACCUUAUAAAUAAAUAU